Messenger RNA from Misgurnus anguillicaudatus (oriental weatherfish), 2977 nucleotides. NCBI's taxonomy places the organism in Eukaryota, Metazoa, Chordata, Actinopteri, Cypriniformes, Cobitidae. The record is from RefSeq and is a predicted model, not a curated record.
GCUCAACAGGAGAUCUGCAAGUUCUUAUUAUUUAAGUUUCUCAGAGCAGUCUGAAGAAGUUCACGUGAGAAAAGGAUCUGUGGAACACAAAUUAAAAAUGCAUAUCAUCUCAAGAUGUAUAAUCCUCUUUAUGAUGAUAUUAAAUAUUUUGUGUCAAGGCGAAUUAAACAAUGACUGGGAAAUCAGCUUCGCUCCAGCAGAAGUGACUGCAGUGUCAGGAUUAUGUGCUCUCAUUUCAUGUAGCUUCAGUUAUCCAAACACAGCAAUGCCUAAGAAACUGCUGCUGUAUCAAUGUAACGACCAAUGUAAAGCAACAGAAACAGUUAAGAAACUAAAAUUUAGGAUGCUUGAACCUAAUCUAGACAAAAACAACUGCGGCAUCAUUAUAAACAAUGUCAGACCAGAAUAUGCAGGAGAAUAUACGUUCAGAGUGGAGGGAAUUCAGUCAUUCACAUACAACCCCGGAUUUAAAAUCACCAUUCAAGAUAAGCCUGUAAUAAUCAUUCCUCCUCUUAGAGAAGGACAGGAGGCAAAUCUGAGCUGUUCAGUGCCUUUUCCAUGCCCUGAAACACCUCCUGAAAUCACAUGGUGGAUCAAGAAAAAAAGAGGAAACUUCACUGAGCUGAAGGAAAAUAUCACAUUGACAACCUCAGAGAGCUUCAUCCUGUCAACUUUGACCUUUAUGCCAACUUCUGACUUACACAAAGCUACUGUCAAAUGUGAAGCAACAUAUAAAGACACCAAAACCAUCAAGAACAAUAUGCCCAUAGAAGUGAUGUAUGUAAAGGCUCUCACAAUUCAGGGUAAUAACACAGUGAAUGAGGGCGAUACUCUCAGUCUCAACUGCACUGUUGACAGUCACCCACCAUCAUCUCAUCCUGUAUGGAGUUUUAAUGGAAACACAGAAAAACUCAAGAAUCACAUUUCUGCUGAAUCUCUCACUAUUACCAAUGUCAGCAAGCUGCAUGCAGGAGAAUAUGUCUGUGCGGUGACAUAUAGAAAUGAGACUUUAACCAAAUCUAUCAACAUCAAUGUCAUUCCCUAUAAAAAUGAAUUGGAAACACAUGGGACAAACGGCCAAGACAAUGCUGGACAAAACCGGACUGGUAAAACUAUAGAUCCACAGAAUGUCACCGGAAAUAUCACAGGUGUAGAUAACAAGGGCCAGAAUGACACUAUACGUGAAUAUUUUAAGAACCUGGAGCUGUCAACAGUACUCACGUUUUUGGCGGGAAUGGCAACUUCAGCAGUCAUCUUCUCUGUGGUGUUGUGUUGUUGUGUGUCUUGCAACAGAUCCAAAAAACCUGAAGUGCUGGCCGCACCCCCAGACUCUGCAGCUCAUUUGGAGAUGGUGCAGACGAACAUAGAUUCGGCUGUGAACGGUGAACAGACCAAUGAAGAGACGCCUCUUCAAAACCAAUUUGACAUAGAGAUGUCAAGCACACAGGUGGAGAUGACAGGUCCAGCAGAGGAGAGUGAAGCAGGUGGGGCAGAUGGAGAUGUUGAUUAUGCCGCAAUCGAUUACUCGCUUCUGAAGAAGAAAUCACCUGAAGAGAAAGAGGAGGAGACAGCCAACACAGACUAUGCAGAGAUCAAAAGGGAUACGAAAGGAAGAAGAGCCCCUCAGAAUCAAGAUGAUCAAGUUGAAAUGUCUAAUGGAGGAUUCGAAAACCAGAAGCAGAAUGAGGGCGAGGAGGACAUUUAUUCAAAUUCUCAAGCAGUGAAAGGUUUGGCAUAAGGAAGUAUGCAGUAAGCAAUGCGUUUUGUGAACUUUGAAAAGCAUUUCCCAUUUAUUUUGAAAUGUCUUAGAUGUGCAUUUACUGUAAGGAUAUGUUAAAGGGGACAUUUCACAAGACUUUUUUAAGAGGUCAAAUAAAUCUUUGGUGUCUCCAGAGUAUGUAUGUGAAGUUUUAGCUCAAAGUAUCAUAUAGAUAAUUUAUUAUAACAUGUUAAAAUUGCCACUUUGUAGGUGUGUGCAGAAAUGUGCCGUUUUUGGUGUGUCCUUUUAAAUGCAAAUGAGCUGAUCUCUGCACUAAAUGGCAAUGUCGUGUUUGGAUAGUGCAGAUUAAGGGGCAGUAUUAUCCCCUUCUGACAUCACAGGGGGAGCCAGAUUUCAAUGACCAAUUUUUGCACAUGCUUGCAGAGAAUGGUUUACCAAAACUAAGUUACUGGGUUGAUCUUUUUCACAUUUUCUAGGUUAAUAGAAGCACUGGGGACCCAAUUAUAGCAUUUAAUCAUGGAAAAAGUCAGAUUUUCAUGAUGUGUCCACUCUAAAGGGAGGGUUCACCCAAAAAAAAAGAAAAAAACUUUGACAUUAUUUACUCACUCUCAUGACACCCCCAUUGCUUCUUUUUGUUCUUCCAAACCCAAAUAUUGUUAAAGUGUUGUUUUUGGUUUUCUGGUUAUAGAGGCGUACCUUACAAAAUCAAGCUUAAAAAUAACAAAAAAAGUGCUAAAUAAACAACUCCAUUUGACUUGCCAACAAACAGGUAUGUCUAAGGCAGGAUUAAGCAGAUUUAAAGCAAAAAUAUUUGAUGAACAUAUAAUACGUGACGAGAGCAUUCGGUUAAUAUCAUUCAUAUCUUAUUUUUUGACGGAGGUGGCAUUUAGUGGCUUUUGCAUCUGAGCUUCUCUACUUUAUUGUUGUAGCACUGUUGAAUAAGUUAUUACACAUUAUUUAAAAUGAAACAUCCUAAAACUGCCUAAACCAGUGCUUCCCAAACUGUGGGCCGAGGUCCCCCAGUGGGCCGUCGCGGUACUUUAUAUGCUAAAUAAAAUAAUUAAAAUAUUCGAAUUGUUCUGAAAUGUGAUUAUUACAUAAACAUAAAGCAUAUACAUUUUUUUCUAUUAUAGUGAGGUGAGAUACGCAGCUUGUAAAUGGUUUUAAACCUUAAUGAAUUUAGUAAUUAAUUGCAAUAGAUUUGUGAAUUAUAUGUAGCUUCUGUUACACACGUUGAUGCAUUAUAAUUGUAAAUAU